This is a messenger RNA of Neolamprologus brichardi, 2931 nucleotides long. Lineage: Eukaryota; Metazoa; Chordata; Actinopteri; Cichliformes; Cichlidae. The record is from RefSeq and is a predicted model, not a curated record.
CAGUGAACACUGGAACACUCUGGGUUCUGGAAUCACUGACCUGGUCUUUGGAUUCAUCCCAUAUAAAAACCUGACCUAUAAACAAUGGUCAAAUAUAUGUCACAAACAAUUUAAGAAUAACUCUCACAAAUUAACCUAAAGUAGUGUCACAGUGCAGUAACUACUAUUCAGAUCAGCUAUCAUUAAUUCAAUCAUCAUCAGUUCAGUCUUGUUGUACAACGUUAAAAGUUCAAAGUUAAAAACAAAAAUAAAACAAUAAGCUCUCAUCAGAUCUCAUCAACCCAUCAAGUGGGUGAACAUCAAAUGUUUUAUUUUCUCUUCUUUUUUGUUUAAGAUGAUUUUAGGAACUGGGUUACAUGUGGAACUCUGAAGGGUAAAGCACCGACCCAGGAUGGUGAAAAGCUUACCAGUAGGCAGUAAAGACGGCCCAAAACUCCUAUUUUUCUCAACUUAUUGCUGUUAAUUCACAUAACCCUUGUAUUUUGUAUAAUACCAUAAAUUCUGUACUGAAUGCAGAAGAUUAUACGGUGGGCCUGAGAGGCCAAACGAACUGCAACUUCAGAAAACACCUGCAAAAAAAAAAAAUGAAUCGAACAAAAUAAUAUCAUGCUACAACAAACCUCAAACAUAUCCAAAUAAUAGAAGCCACAAGAACUAAACAUAUCUUCAGUAAAAACAUAAGUCAACAAUACAGAAAAUAAACACAAAAUGCUGGGUCACACACCCAGCCCGUGACAAUCUAAUAUGGCGGACAACUCUGCAGACACAUGUUGCCAUUAUGAUGUCAUCUUACUAAUGCUUGCAGACAUGAGUUUAAAAAACAAAGCAAAAAACAUUUAUAUUGCUUGGCAUUUUUAUGUUGAAAACUUCAAUAAUUACAUCUGUUAAUUACCAAACAUAUCUAUGUAUAAAUGAAAGAAAGGAAACUUUGUUUACAAUUUGACAUUCUUUGCAUCAUAUUUGAGAUGUAAUUUUUAGAUUAAGUAAACACUGCAUACUUUUUAUGUAAAAAGAACUGGAAAAAGAACAAAAAAGAAAGUGUUUAAUAUUACUUUCCAUUAGAUGGUUUGAAAUGUUCAUUGAAUGUAUUCAGUAACAUUUAUGAGAAAAAUAUGAGAAAAGAAAGAAGAAAUCUGUUCAAGAUUCUUUUUUCAGUGCAAAUAUGUUUUUAUGUUUUCAUCUUCUUUGUCAGAGGUCUGGAUAAUAACUACUGUCGUAACCCCAACCAUGAACUGAUGCCCUGGUGCUACACAACUGACACCGGCAAACGCUGGGAGUACUGCAACGUGCCACGGUGUGGGGUUGCACGCACACAAGGUGAUCCAGUCAUCCUCCCAAAUGAGGUAGACUGCUAUGAAGGGAGCGGUUUGACUUAUCGGGGCAUAAUAUCAGAGACCAUCAGUGGAAAAAAAUGUCAAAGUUGGAGCUCCAUGACUCCUCACAGACAUUACAAAACUCCAGAAGCCUACCCUAAUGCGGACCUCAGAGGGAAUCUGUGCAGGAACCCUGAUGGGGACGACGCUCCCUGGUGUUUCACUACAGACCCCGCAGUCCGCUGGGAGCACUGCAACUUGAAGAGAUGCUCUGUCAGACCUUCACAAGUCAGUUCUCCUCAGUCACACAUCGCCUCCAUUGCCAUCCAGACUCCACCGGAAAAAGACUGCAAGAUCGGAAAUGGAGCGACAUACCGAGGUCCAACCUCUGUUACUGCGAAUGGUGUGACGUGCCAGGCGUGGAGUUCUCAGACUCCUCACAGUCACAUCAGCUUCACCCCAGAGACUCACCCCACCAAGGGUCUGGAAGGCAAUAGCUGCAGAAAUCCAGACAACGAUAUAAUUGGACCGUGGUGCUACACUACUGAUAGGGACACGAUAUGGGAACACUGCCAGAUCCCUGACUGUGUUGAAAUGAAGUGCGGAUCACCAGUAAUCAAACCAAAACGUUGUUUUAGUCGUCUUGUCGGCGGCUGUGUGUCGAAUCCUCACUCAUGGCCCUGGCAAAUCAGCCUCCGAACCAGUAUAGGAAAACAUGUCUGCGGAGGAACUCUGAUCGACCCUCAGUGGGUCCUUUCUGCUGCACACUGCUUCGAGAGCUCCAUUCAGCCUUCAGCCUACAAGGUAUUCCUGGGUAUCCACACGGAGAGAGGCAAUGAGCCAUCGAAACAAGAGAGGAGACUUGAGAAAAUAGUAAUGGGACCAAACAGAGCAGAUAUUGCUCUGCUUAAACUAGAGAGCCCUGCAAUAAUAAAUGAUAACGUGCAGCCAGCUUGUCUCCCAGAAAAGGACUAUAUAGUUUCCAGUGCAGCAGAGUGUUUUGUAACUGGAUGGGGUGAGACUCAAGGUACAGGAGGCGAUGGCGUCCUGAAAGAAGAGGGUUUUCCUAUUAUCGAGAACAAGGUGUGUAAUCUACCAGAAUACCUGAACGGCAGAGUUCAAAACAACGAGAUGUGUGCCGGAUAUAUCGAGGGAGGAGCGGACAGCUGCCGGGGUGACAGCGGUGGUCCUCUGGUGUGCUAUGAGCAGAACAAGUUUGUCGUGCAGGGUGUCACAUCGUGGGGUCUGGGCUGCGCCAAUGCCAUGAAACCUGGUGUCUACGCUCGAGUGUCUAAGUUUAAGGACUGGAUAGACACAACCAUCAAAGCCAACUAAAAGCUAUCAUCUGCAGUGUGGUUACUGAGGAUGUCUUAACCUGUAUAUAUUGUUCUGCUCUGGCAAUGAUUGACUUCAUGACAUGAAGUUUUUCGGUUUUCUAUUCUAUCCUGAAGCGGAUAGACUAAAAGCAGGGCACCUUACUGGUUUCAAAAGCAAUGAAAAUGUUUCUGUAACAGGUUAAACUUUUUUUUAGAAGCCAUGCUUUACAGAAAAUGCAUUGCAAAUCUACUUCUUUGUGGUUAUAUUGAGUGAAAUACAAGAUAAAGAUUCAGUUGUUGUU